AAAGGGAGCGCAGAGAGAGCGAAAUUGAGAGAGCAAGCUUCCUGAUGAUGAAGAAAAAUAUCCCAACCACACAGCAGAGCGUGGAACAUUAACAGUCAAGUGGACGUCAAACUGGGCUGAAGUACGAAGACACAACGCCAAGGAAAUUAUUGAUUUUGUAAAGUGAAAAAAAGUAUCUCUGGGCUGAAUGAUUUUUGUGUGUGGCAAUGUUGUGUGCGAUUUGCAAGUGAAAAUUCAGAAAGUGAACAACUAAUUGCAGUUAGCAAACGUAGACGUAGGCGUAGCUGUAGCUCCACAAAUAGGCGUGGCAGCUGUGCUGGGCCAUCGAAAUGGCCGACAGCGAAUUUGAGGAAUUCCAUAGGCCCAUAUUUGAGCCACAUGCAGUCAGCAGCAGCCCAUUUGGCAAAAAGAAAAACACACAUGCAUUUUACUCUCUCAUACCCAACGAUGACCUGGAUGAUUCGCACUCCUCGAAAAGCGAUGGCUCCGAUCAGGAGGAGGAGGCGAAACUGCAGCGUCAAGUCGAGGACGAUGAGCUCGGCGAUGGCCUAAAGGUGACACUCUCCUCGGAUGGUUCGCUCGAUACGAAUGAUUCAUUCAAUUCGCAUCGCCAUCAUCCGCUGAAUCAUCAGGAUGCCAUUGGCGGCUUCAUUGGCAUCAAUGGCAUGACAACUGGCCCCGGACCCGUGACCAUUGGCGCCACCACAGAGCUGUUGACACCCACAGCUGCAGCGGCCACACGACGUCGUCGCAAGCUGCCCGAGAUACCCAAAAAUAAGAAAUCUUCCAUUCUACACAUUCUAGGUGCCGCUGGACAAACGCCCUGCACGCUGGCGGAUGAGUUUCGCAUUGGCGGCGCCACAGCAACUGGAGGAGCUCCGCCACGCUCCAAUCAGCAGCGUUCGUUCUUGUCGCUCAAGUGUGGCUAUCUGCUGGAUGAGGACUCCAGUCCGGAUUCGGAGCGUUUGCAGAGCCUGGGCGAUGUGGACAGCGGCCACAGCACCGCGCAUUCGCCCAACGAUUUCAAGAGCAUGUCGCCACAGAUCACAUCCCCGGUGUCGCAAUCUCCAUUCCCGCCACCGUUUGGUGGUGUACCCUUCGGGCAGCUGGAGAUGCUGGAGGCCACACAUCGGGGACUGCACAAGUUUGUGCCCAGGCAUCACGAUGAAAUUGAGCUAGAGAUUGGCGAUGCCAUCUAUGUGCAAAAGGAGGCCGAGGAUUUGUGGUGCGAGGGCGUCAAUUUGCGCACCGGACGUCAGGGGAUCUUUCCAUCGGCCUAUGCCGUUGAUUUGGAUUACAAUGAGUUUGAUCCGACGGUGCAGCUGGUGAAGAAGGAGCGCUAUCUGCUCGGUUAUCUGGGUUCCGUGGAGACGCUGGCACACAAGGGCACCGGCGUCGUCUGUCAAGCGGUGCGCAAAAUUGUGGGUGAAUAUGGGAAUUCGCCAACGGGACAAACGUGCAUUUUGGAGGUAUCCGAUCAAGGAUUGCGCAUGGUCGAUCGCUCGGCACCAAAUAACAAAAAGGAGAAGAAACCCUGCAUCGAUUACUUCUACUCGCUGAAGAAUGUCUCGUUUUGCGCUUUUCAUCCACGGGAUCAUCGCUUCAUUGGCUUCAUCACCAAGCAUCCGACAGUGCAGCGUUUCGCCUGUCACGUCUUCAAGGGCUCUGAGUCGACACGACCCGUUGCCGAGGCUGUGGGACGCGCCUUUCAACGAUUCUAUCAGAAAUUUAUUGAGACCGCUUAUCCCAUCGAGGACAUCUACAUUGAGUAGAAACAAAACAAAAAGAAAGUUUAAUGCUUUAAAAUUAAAAGAAAAACAAAAAGCAAACAACCACACAUUAUUACAAUACAAUAUGAUAUAUAUUUUUUGUGUGAUUAUUAAUAAAAAAAAGAGAAUCUCCACAAAUGUUUGGUCUUCGUCAACAAAAGCAAAAAACAACAAAUGAAAAAUCUAAGCUCACAUACAAAAACAAAAACACAAAGUCUAACUAAUACAAUAAUUUUCCAAGUGAAAUUCCAAAAAAAUUUGCAAUCUUUAAGCAUGUAAAUAGUUCAUUUCGGUUCGUAAAGCAGCACACAGAACACACAGCGAUUAGACAAUUUAAGUGUAAUUUAUAGAAAUGCGCUAUAAUCCCAAAAUUAAAAACACACACAGAAAACAAUACACAAUGUGACUUUAAAUAGCAAUUUCCGAUAAACAAAAAAAACAAUACAUUUACUAUAUAAACAAAUAUAUGCACAAACCAGAUGAUUAUCUAUCGGAAGAACUAGAAACUAAUAUCAAUCAGUUGUACCACACAAGCUAUAUACACAAUAUCUUCGCGACUUUUUGUGCGGCCAAAUAUAUACGUAUCCAACGAUCCAACAAAUUAGUCAAGAUCUUUCAUCUGGUUGUAGAAUCUUUUUAGUUAUCGAAAUGUAAGGCUCAAUACCUUCAAUUCCACACGCAAAUAUUCUAGUAUUACUUACUUAUUAUUGAAAAAAGAAAAGCCCAAUUCUAAGAUGUGUAAAACAAAUCUAUAUAUAUAUAUGAAGACGAAAAUAUAUGUAAACAAAAAUAUAUAUAUUACUAUAUAUA
Molecule: messenger RNA, 2579 nt
Organism: Drosophila albomicans
Lineage: Eukaryota; Metazoa; Arthropoda; Insecta; Diptera; Drosophilidae
Gene: Aplip1
Product: JNK-interacting protein 1
Exons: 5
Coding region: 330-1772 (480 amino acids)
Biological process (GO): regulation of JNK cascade
Cellular component (GO): cytoplasm
Molecular function (GO): protein binding
Source: RefSeq, a predicted model, not a curated record